Molecule: messenger RNA, 2302 nt
Organism: Ceratina calcarata
Lineage: Eukaryota; Metazoa; Arthropoda; Insecta; Hymenoptera; Apidae
Gene: Tsf1
Product: transferrin 1
Exons: 9
Coding region: 73-2199 (708 amino acids)
Cellular component (GO): extracellular region
Source: RefSeq, a predicted model, not a curated record
CGUGUAGCCGCUCGACAGAGUCCAUCCGACGAUCGACUCUUACAGUUUUUCCGCGAUUUUUUCAACGUGACAAUGGGACUCGUCUCGACCGGCGUGAUUUUCGCGUUCGUCGCGAACGCGGUGCUACUCGCCGCCGCGGCUAAAGACGGUUCCGGCAGAAUCUUUACAAUCUGCGUCCCCAGCGUGUAUUGGAAGGACUGCGCGAACAUGAUCAAAGACUCGGCCGUCAAAGGAAUCCCUGUAUCAUGCGUCGUCGGUCGCGAUCGUUACGAAUGCAUCGAGAAGGUCGGUAGGAAGGAAGCCGACGUGGUAGCCGUCGACCCGGAGGACAUGUACCUAGCGGCGAAGAACGAGCUAGCCUCCAGCGCAGGGUACAGCGUCGUCGAGCAGAUAAGAACGAAGGAGGAACCGAUGGCUCCGUACCGGUACGAGGCCGUAGCGGUGAUCCACAAGGACCUGAAGAUAGACAACGUGCAAGGAUUGCGAGGGUUGAAAUCGUGUCACACGGGCGUGGGUCGUAACGUAGGCUACAAGAUACCGAUCACGAAACUGACCGCGAUGGGCGUACUGCAGAAUUUGCACGAUCCGGAGUACUCGGCGCGCGAGAACGAGUUACGAGCAUUGAGUUCUCUCUUCUCGAAGGGAUGCUUGGUCGGAAAGUGGUCCCAGGAUCCGGCGAUCAAUCGCAGACUGAAGGAAACGUAUUCGAACAUGUGCGCUCUAUGUGAGAAGCCCGACGUCUGCGACUACCCAGAUAUCUACUCCGGGUAUGAAGGAGCGUUACGAUGUCUCGCGCAUAACGGAGGCGAAGUCGCCUGGACGAAAGUGAUCUACGUGAAACGAUUCUUCGGACUGCCCGUCGGAGUGUCGCCAGCGGUUCCGAGCACGGAGAACCCAGCCGAUUUCCGAUACUUCUGCCCCGAUGGUACCAAGGUACCGAUUGACGCGACCACGAAACCGUGCACCUGGGCUGCCAGGCCUUGGCAAGGAUACAUGACCAACGAAGCCGUGAAGGACGUGGAGGCGGUUCAAAAGGAAUUAACGGAUCUGGGAAAACUGGGCGAAGAGGAGAAGGCGGAUUGGUGGAAGGACAUCAUGCUAUUAGACGAGAAGACUCUGGCUGUUGCUGCACCGCCAAUCCUCCCAGAAAAUCAUCUGAUAAACUCGAAGUACUUGGACGUGAUCGAAAGGGACUCCGGUGCCGUUGGCAAGAAAGCGCGUUGGUGCGUCUGGAGCCAAGAAGCUCUCGAGAAGUGUCAAGUCAUAUCGAGAGCAGCCUUCUCGAGAGAGGUGAGACCGAAGUUGGAAUGUCUAUUGCAAAAGAACAAGGAGAGCUGCUUGCAAUCUAUCAAGGACGGAGACGCGGACUUGGCCGUCAUCGAGGGGGGCUCGGUUCUCCGCGCGAAUCAAGAAUUGAACACGACGCCGAUAGUCGCGGAAUCGUACGGGCCGGGAUCAACCAGUCUCAGCGAGAGGCCAGCGGUGGCGGUUAUUAAGAAGUCCUCUUCGAUGAACAAACUAGAGGAUCUGAGAGGAAAGAAGUCCUGCCACAGUGGAUACAAGGGAGACUUCGCCGGUUGGUUGGCGCCGGUGUACAUCCUGAAGAAAAAGGGUUUGAUCAACUCGGAAAACGAUUUGGAGACUCUUUUCUCGGGAUCGUGCGCCCCUGGAGCUCCAGUGGACUCGAAACUGUGCCAGCAAUGCGUUGGAAGCAUCGCGGCUAACGACGAUCGGGUCCGAGCCGCGACCAAAUGUAAGCCGAACGAGGCGGAGGCCUACAGAGGCGGAGAGGGAGCCCUCGCCUGUUUGCUAGCCGGGAAGGGAGACGUCGCGUUCCUCCCGAUGCCCGCGUUGGCGAACCUCUCUGAACCGGCGAAAUCUGAACUGCAGCUGCUCUGCCCGGACGGCGGUGUGGCGAAGAUCGACGAGUGGCAAAGAUGUAAUUUGGGUCUGGAACCACCGAGAGUGAUCGUCAGCUCUGGCGCUAAAACCGCGAACGCUUUGGAAGAGCUUACGCACGGCGCGUUGGCCGCCAGCAGCUUCUUCUCGAAGAAGCCCGAUAUCCUGAACCUGUUCGGCGAAUGGAGCGGCCGUACCAACGUUCUCUUCAGGGACGGCGUGAAGAAUUUCGUGUCCGUGGACAAGUCCUGGGACAAGUGGAACGCAUGGCAGGACACGCAGAAUAAUUACGGAAUCUAAACCGCCGAUUUUCAGAGCCAGAUAAGCUUUAGUUAAAAGAAGCUUUUUCUCGAGAUUUUUUACUUGGAACAAUAACGAAGCAAUAAACGUUCUCGCAGCUUUA